UUUCCCAAUAUGAGAGACUGAGAGAGUGAAUUGUUUAUUGUGAAACAAAGCUAAUCCAAAUAGCAAGACUUUAAACUAUUAUUAUAGUGUGUAGUUCUGUUAUGGUAAUAAAUAAUAUAAUAAAGUUAUGAACUAACGAGAACCCAAUUAUGGUCGAGUAGUGAUUUACUUGCGAGUUUAUAUAAAAUGAUUACGGUGGUUUUAUUACAACUGUUGUUGUUUGUAAGUGGGAGCAAAUAUGGUUUUAUUAUAUGGUCUGAUAAGGCCGUUGUAUCAGUGACCAACGAUCUUAAACUAAUUCCACCACUGCACGUCGCCAGGGCUACUUACACGAAUGACAUUAACUCAACUGGAUGGGCCUUCUUGGAAUUACAUACAUCACCCGAUGCAAGUGAUGAGAAGCAAGCAUAUGCAGCGGGAUUCCUGGAAGGAUUUCUCACCAGAGACCUUAUUUGGAUGCACUGGCAAAAUAUGUUAAAAGGAUAUUGUUACAAUAAAAUAGAUGUGUGUGGUCUGAUAGAAGAAUAUGUGGACAUAAAUGAGCGCUACAUUGCUGACAUGAUUCAUACUCACCCUAAUGAUGCAUACUGGUAUCAUGUAAAGCUAUACAAGAUACAAUUAGAAGGUUUGGCUGCUGGCUACAACCAGGCAACUACUGAUUCUUAUCAAUGGCUGACUACACGUGAUAUAUUAUGGAUUAACAUGUUAGGUGACCUUGAUGACCUGGCAUUUGCGCUUACAAUACCAAAAAACACUCCAGAGAGUCUGCUAUUUGGGGAACAUUGUAGUGGUUUAGUCAAGCUAUUACCGGAUAAUGCAGAACUCUUUACAUCUCAUGUAACUUGGAACAGCUACCAAUCAAUGUUGCGCCUUCAGAAGAUGUACGUGCUCAGUUACCAAACAUCGCCAAACAAUGCGAAACCGAUUCCCGGUAGAAAAAUGGCCUUCACUUCUUAUCCUGCCUUUGUUCAGUCAACAGAUGACUGGUAUAUAACAUCAGCGGGUCUGGUGGCCGCAGAAACAACCAUCGGAAACAGCAACAGGACGCUUUACGAGAACGUGCAGCCCAUGGGACAGAUAAUGGAAUUCGUGCGGGCAAUGGUGGCCACCAGAUUGGCCACGAGUGGAGCUCACUGGGUCGACUUGUUUCGCAGGCAUAACAGUGGGACUUACAACAACCAAUGGUACAUCGUCGACUAUAAAAAGUUUAAGCGAAAAACUCAGAAAUCCGAAGGGCUAGUUGAAGCUGGCUUGUUGUGGGUAAUCGAACAACUGCCCGGCUUCACUGAGGCAGCUGAUCUAACAGAAGAACUAAAGGCCACGUCGUACUUCCCAUCGUACAACAUCGCAUACUUUCCUCGCAUUUUCAAUCUCAGCGGCGGCAACGAGCGAAUCGCUACAUUCGGCGACUGGUUCGCCUACGAGACGAACCCGCGAGCUAAAAUCUUUCGUGAACAACAGGAGUCCAUCGACUCAAUGGGCAGUAUGUUCCGCGUGAUGCGAUACAACGAUUACCGCCACGACCCUCUGUCGCGGUGCGCAUGCAGUCCGCCCUACAGCGCCUGCAACGCAAUUUCCGCCCGGAACGACCUCAAUCCUGCUAACGGUUCAUUUCCGUUCCGGGCGCUGGGUCACAGAAGCCACGGCGGCACCGACGCCAAGGUGACGAACUCGGAGUUGGCCAAGAAGUACCUCUUCCUCGGCGUCUCGGGGCCCACAUAUAACAUUUCCCGGGGCAUACCGCCUUUUCAAUGGAGUAAAUUUGACAUGGGCUCAGAGGUGUUUCAUGAAGGCCACCCUGAUGUUUGGACUUUCUCACCUCUCAUUCAUCAUUGGGAGUGGGGCUGAAUAUUUCAGAUGGUCAGUUAGCAAGAUCGUCUAAAUAAGACAGGGUAGACUCAUAUAGAUUAUAUGGCAUUCUGUAUAAAUGAAAAUGGAUAGACCAUAGGCAAUAAAUACCCAACUUAGCUCUACCGCCCUCGAGACCUUCCUUCUCUUUGUGGGGCCUCACAAUUUAGAAAUUAAAAGUGUACAAUUUACAUUUCUGAAACUGUUGCCAAUUACAAAUAAUUGAUGUGAGUUGUGAUUCCUUGCUUAAUUGGAGACAUUAUUAAAAGUUCACAUUUGUUGAACAUUAAUCAACUAUUACUUGAAAAACACAUUGACAUAAUUCUCUAAACUCAGGUUACAAAAACUAAGAACUGAAAAUAAAAGACUAU
This is a messenger RNA of Pieris rapae (cabbage white), 2219 nucleotides long. RefSeq names its product putative phospholipase B-like 2. The record is from RefSeq and is a predicted model, not a curated record. Bases 187 to 1848 code for a protein of 553 amino acids. Gene Ontology annotation, biological process: phospholipid catabolic process. Gene Ontology annotation, cellular component: extracellular region. Gene Ontology annotation, molecular function: glycerophospholipase activity. NCBI's taxonomy places the organism in Eukaryota, Metazoa, Arthropoda, Insecta, Lepidoptera, Pieridae. The transcript is spliced from 13 exons.